Messenger RNA from Aspergillus sclerotioniger CBS 115572, 2052 nucleotides. Its product is annotated as Zn(II)2Cys6 transcription factor. Gene Ontology annotation, molecular function: DNA-binding transcription factor activity, RNA polymerase II-specific; zinc ion binding. The record is from RefSeq and is a predicted model, not a curated record. Gene Ontology annotation, biological process: regulation of DNA-templated transcription. NCBI's taxonomy places the organism in Eukaryota, Fungi, Ascomycota, Eurotiomycetes, Eurotiales, Aspergillaceae. The coding region runs from base 35 to 1936 and encodes 633 amino acids. The transcript is spliced from 3 exons.
GUCUUCCCUCAACCAUGCCUACUCCACACUCAUCAUGGAGGCUCCUAGAGCUCGCGGAAUGGGCCGAUCGGGUCCCCGGCGUCGAACCGGCUGUCUGACCUGCCGGGCACGCAAGGUCCGCUGCGACGAGACCAAACCCACCUGUGCCAAUUGCACUCGCCUACGUCUACAAUGCGCCUACAAACCCACCAGCCCGGGGGUCGUAUCGCGACACACAAGCCACAACGUGAGCACGACCACAGCGCCUGGCCAUACCACCAUAGCCGCUCGUCCAGACGUGAACUUCUUCCACACUGUCCUCUGCAAUGACCGGAUUUCAGCAUCGGCUUCAGGUUCGCCGCAGCAAGCGGGACCCGGCCGUCCUCUACACUCCCUGAGCACGGACAUCCCCUCGUUCGAUAUCCUCAGUUUCAUCGGCGAAAUCACGUCCGAUUUCCAGCAGAAACACCUCGAUCUGACGACGAAUGGACUGGCGGGGUUUCCGGCGGGCUCGGUGCCGGCGGCUAUCGCGAAUGAGGAACUCGACCAGAAUGAACGCCCGAUAGGCUGGGGCUCGGCCUCAGCUCAGGUCAUCCAGGCCGACACUUCCGAUCAGGGCUCUUCUGAUACUAGUGGUAGCCGGGUGACGUACGAGGAUCAGUUGUUCGCACAUUUCGUGGAGAGUGAUCCGCCGCCUACGGUCUUUGGACCGGUGACUCUGGAAUGGGAGUACGUGCGGGCAAAUAUUGUUGGACAGUCCCGCGAGAGUCGGGAGGUCUUGCAUGGGGUAUACUGCUACGCGGAGAUACAUGAGGCGUCGAUACAAGGAAAGGCGUGGAAACUGGCCUCGAAGUAUCACCAGCUGGCAUGCUCGGAGGUUCAGUCGUGCUUGCUCGGCGAGGUAGGGGAGGCGAUGCUCAAGAGAGUGUUUACUACGGUGCUGUUGUUGAUGCUGUCUGAGCUCCUGUCGACUCCUGACUUAUGGGGCUCAGGUACGUCCUUCCUUCACUCCGCGUAUCUCCUAUUGCAGCGAUUUCAACACCGGACCAAGUUGUGGACUGGAGUGAACCAGGUGAUAGUGUCGUGGGUGUCACUGCUGGACGUCAAAGCAUUGAUAGCUGGCCGCGACGGCGAUCCGCUCAUUGAGAUGGGCUGCCUUUCGAAACCCAACAUUACUGAAAUGUCCACCGAAGACCGACCAGCGGACCACAGCAGCGACGACGAGCCACCGAGACCCGCAUACCUCAUCCGUGAAGCCAUCACCGGCCCGGCCUUCCGCUUCUUCCUGCAAACACAACAGGUCAUCCGACGGAUCGUCUGUAUCGACCUGCAUCACCGCAGUCGCGGCACGGUCAGCGACGAAUUCGAGGUCCUCCAGAUCGCGCACCAGGUCGGUGCUGACCUCGAGACGCUCUGGAACUGGCGUCCGCGAGUGCUAGACGUCUACAGCACGCCUGAGGACCUUUUUGAUACUCUACAGCCUGCCAUCGCGUUUGAAGUCUGCCGAACAUUCCGACAGUACAUUGCCAACUUCCUGGCGAUUUUCAUAUACUUGCACCGAGUUGCGUUUGCCAUCUACCCGCGGACAGACCGGGUGCACCGGGCUGUAGAUCGGAUUAUUCAGUUGGCGACGGCGGAGGUGGAGUCUUCCGGGAGCGACCAGCAACAUCUGCCCGCCAGCUUUGUAUGGCCGUUAUUUGUGGCCGGUCUUGAGGGGUCGAUACAGCAGCGACGAUGGAUUGUCAAGGAGAUGCAGCGGAUCACAGGCACCUUCAGCAGUCGAUGUCAGGACCCCGAACGUGUCCCUGGAACCUCCCGGACCGCGCGACAUCCGCAUGCGGGCAAGGCACUACUCCUGCUGGAGGAGAUGACACGACGACAGGAUGCGUCCCGGACGUGGGCGGACUCGCGGUGUGUGCGACGGGAGUUGUUUACCGACUUUUUCGUGAUGAUCUAGACGAUUGCUGUAGGAGAUACGAGGCGGACAUCAACCAACUCGAAACGCGAGCAGAUCUCCUGACCACGUAAGCCGUCGUCAUCUGACUCGCACGCGGUCUCCAUCGGGCAGUAUUU